Scheffersomyces amazonensis is the source of this 1295-nucleotide messenger RNA. It is a transcript of the gene HEM15, whose product is annotated as ferrochelatase. The coding region runs from base 30 to 1151 and encodes 373 amino acids. Gene Ontology annotation, biological process: heme biosynthetic process. Gene Ontology annotation, cellular component: mitochondrion. Gene Ontology annotation, molecular function: protoporphyrin ferrochelatase activity. The record is from RefSeq and is a predicted model, not a curated record. Lineage: Eukaryota; Fungi; Ascomycota; Pichiomycetes; Serinales; Debaryomycetaceae. The transcript has a single exon.
AAGAAGAUUACCACCAAUUAAUACCGGAUAUGUUCUGGAGUAAACGAUUACUUUCCAGUGGGACACGAAGUCCUACAGGAGUUGUUUUCAUGAAUAUGGGAGGACCAUCCACGGUUUCCGAAACAUACGACUUUCUCUUUAGAUUAUUUUCCGAUGGAGAUCUAAUCCCGUUUGGAAGAUUUCAAAAUAUUCUUGCUAAAUUAAUAGCUAAUCGUCGUACUCCUAAAAUUGAAAAACAUUAUAAGGAUAUUGGUGGAGGAUCUCCUAUUAGAUAUUGGUCAGAAUAUCAAUGUAAAAGAGUAUGUGAAAUUCUUGAUAAAACUAAUCCUGAUACUGCACCUCAUAAACCUUAUGUAGCAUUUAGAUAUGCUAAUCCAUUAACUGAAACAACUUUACAACAAAUGAUUAAAGAUAAAAUUACUAGAGCCGUGGCAUUUUCUCAAUAUCCUCAAUUUUCAUAUUCUACAACCGGAUCUUCAAUGAAUGAAUUAUAUAGACAAACUAUUAAAUUAGAUCCAAAUCGAACAAUUAAUUGGACUUUUAUAGAUAGAUGGCCAAAGGAUAAAGGUUUAGUUCAAGCAUUUAGUCAAUCUAUUGAAGAGAAAUUAUAUGAAUUUCCUGAACAAGAUAGAAAUAAAGUAAUUAUAUUAUUUUCAGCUCAUUCAUUACCAAUGGAAAUUGUUAAUAAAGGUGAUUCAUAUCCUGCAGAAGUUGCAAGUACCGUAUAUGCAAUUAUGGAGAAAUUAAAUUUUAAAUAUCCUUAUCGUUUAGUAUGGCAAUCUCAAGUUGGACCAAAACCUUGGUUAGGUGGACAAACUAGUAAAAUUGUGGGGAAAUUAGAGAAAAAUAAUGAUAUUAAAGGUAUAAUAUUAGUACCAGUAGCAUUUACAUCAGAUCAUAUUGAAACAUUACAUGAAUUAGAUAUAGAAUUAAUUGAUGAAUGUGAAAAUCCUCAUAAAAUAAAACGAGUAGAUUCAUUAAAUGGUAAUGAAGUAUUUAUUGAAGGAUUAGCUGAUUUAGUUAAGAAUCAUUUACAAUCAGGUUCAUUAUAUUCUAAUCAAUUAGCAUUAGAUUGUGCCUUAGGAGGUGAUUCAGCUAAGGAUACUUUUAAACAUCCUAGUGAAAUGUUUGGUGAUCAUUCCAAAUCUUAAAUAAAAUAACUUGUACAUAUUUAUAUAAGAUAUAUAUAUAUAUAUAUAUAUUAUUAUUAAUCGGAGAAUUCUUCAUCAGAAUCAAAUAGAUCUAAAUUAAGAUCAGGUCCAUUACCAAUGGCUUUCUUUUUAUCUAUAUUUGUA